CGACCGGAUGUAACGUGCCCACCAAGGGAUUGUGGGAAGUCAGACUGUCAGUGUUCGUCCUUGUGCUGUGCCUUUACCUCUUGGCUGAAGAUAACACCGACGUUUGCCAAAAUGUAUAGACAAAUUAUGGGGCUUCGGCAGCUUUCCAGGCGGACCAUUACCAGCAGUGCCCGCAGACCGGUUGAAAACUCUGUGAAGGAAAAACAAAAACUGUUUCAGGAGGAUAACGGUAUACCUAUCCACCUGAAGGGCGGCUCGAGGGACGCUCUGCUCUACAGAGCCACGAUCACUCUCACUGUGUUCGGGACUGGAUAUGUAGUGUACGAGCUGUUUAGCGCGGCAAUGCCCAAGAAGCCCCAUUGAAAGAGGAUUGGACUUAUUUAUCUGAUGAGACAAUCAUCACAUGCUGUAUGUAAUUCAUCAACUCUGUGCUCAGAUUUGUAAUCUGGGAAUCCAAUCAACUAUAGUAUGUUUCAUUUGAAAUAUUGAAUGAUUGUAAAAAAAAAAGUAAUGAGCUGCAAAUAAUAAUAAAAAAUAUA
Messenger RNA from Anarrhichthys ocellatus (wolf-eel), 539 nucleotides. RefSeq names its product cytochrome c oxidase subunit 7A2a (gene cox7a2a). Lineage: Eukaryota; Metazoa; Chordata; Actinopteri; Perciformes; Anarhichadidae. The coding region runs from base 112 to 363 and encodes 83 amino acids. The record is from RefSeq and is a predicted model, not a curated record. Gene Ontology annotation, cellular component: respiratory chain complex IV. The transcript is spliced from 4 exons. Gene Ontology annotation, biological process: mitochondrial electron transport, cytochrome c to oxygen; regulation of oxidative phosphorylation; mitochondrial respirasome assembly.